CAGCGGAGCUCCAUACAAGUGCGGAGAAGAAAGCAAAAAAAGACUGGGAAUAGGAGAUUUAGAGGGGGAAGCAAAUGGGCGCUUUUCUUCCGGAGCAAUGAGUCAAGAAUCUCACGAGCAAAAGGGUACGACUAGCUCCUAGCUGGGCUCACAUCAAUAACAGUGUGGGCAUCGUUGUUGACUAGCGUCGAGCUUGUGUUCCCAUUACGGGGGCCGGUUUUGCGGCACGGCGGAGCAGACGGCCGUCUGGGUUGCCUGUUUUUGACAGCAAAGUUGGAAGCUUUUUCGUCGUAUUGGCUUCUUCACUCUGAUUUGGGGCGUGCAGAGGUCAAGAUUCCGUGGUGGGUCUCGCUGUUUCGGUGGAAUUGAUGAAGGGUGCUGGAAAGUGAUUGCUUUUUAUCAGAUCUUAGCAGCUGGGUUCCUCUGUAAGAUUGGAAAGUUAGUUUGGUUAUGCUUUUCCUCUACCUUUGAUUAUAUAGCCUUUGCUGCUUUAGGUUGUUGGUUUUAUGUUUGUGUUGGAUAGAUAGGAAGAUUAGAGAGGCAUUUUUGUGUAAAUUGUUGGACUUGAUCUCAAAAGGGUAAAUAAAUUGGGGGAGGAAUGGGGGGAAAUUGUUUGAAAUGGAGACUGUGGUCAAGUGGCUAUGUUAGAUCUUGAUAUGCUCAUAUGCAUAGUUGUUUGGAUAUAUAUAUAAAGUUGACAGGUCAAUUUUAUUUUUAUUGUACUGGGGUUCUGUCACUGAGGAUGCAAAGUAGGGAGAAUGGGAUCUAAACAAGGGGGUUUUGGUAUAGCAAGAAAUGUGUCCAUUUUUGAUGGAUUGAUGUUUUCAAGGUAGAAGAUUUUUAUGAAGGAAUAGGCUCCAAUGGGUGCAAUGUUGAGGUGGUUGUUUCUUGGGUUGUUAGUUUCUUCAAUUUUCUCCGUGGUGUCAGCUAUUGAUUAUCUCUGUUGUGAUGACGAGGGAUUGUUUAGUGUAAGUAACAUUCUAUUUAUGCAGAAAGUGGGCGACGUCUUGAUUGCAGUUGCUUAUUUCUCGAUUCCCAUUGAAUUGCUGUACUUCAUUAGCUGCUCGAACAUUCCUUUCAAAUGGGUCCUCGUUCAAUUCAUUGCGUUCAUAGUUCUUUGUGGAUUGACCCAUUUGCUCAACGUGUGGACUAUCAACACUCAUCCUUCGUUUCAAAUCAUAAUGUCUUUGACAGUCGCAAAAAUCCUCACUGCCCUCGUGUCCUGUGCAACUGCAAUCACCCUCCUCACGCUUAUCCCUCUCCUCCUCAAAUUUAAGGUGAGAGAGCUGUUCUUGAGACAGAAUGUGUUGGAGCUGGAUCAAGAAGUCGGGAUGAUGAAGAAACAGAAAGAAGCGAGCAUGCAUGUCCGAAUGCUGACACUAGAAAUUAGAAAGUCGCUCGAUAAGCAUACUAUACUGUAUACCACUCUGGUCGAGCUUUCUAAAACCUUGAAUCUUCAGAACUGUGCAGUGUGGAUGCCGGGUGGGAACAGAACACAGAUGAACUUGACGCACGAGUUGAACCCCUGUUCGGCUCGAGAGCAUCAUUCCCUUUCAGUUAAUGACCCGGAUGUGCUGGAGAUAACGAAGAACGAAGGGGUAAGGUUACUGAAGCGAGAUUCAGUUCUUGCAGCUGCGAGCAGUGGUGGGUCCGGUGAGCCAGGUGCUGUUGCAGCUAUCCGGAUGCCAUUGCUUCGUGGUUCGAACUUCAAAGGUGGAACACCCGAGCUUAUUGAUACUUGUUUUGCCAUAUUAGUGCUGGUUUUUCCGAGUGUUAAUGAUGGUGAUUCGAGCUAUGAUGAGUUGGAGAUAGUGGAAGUGGUUGCUGAUCAGGUGGCCGUGGCUCUGUCCCAUGCAACGGUUCUUGAAGAGUCUCAGUCGAUGCAGGAGAAGCUGAAAGAAAGGAACCGUCUUUUGCAACAAGCUAAGGAGGAUGCGAUGAAGGCUAGCCAGGCAAGGAAUUCGUUCCAGAAGGUAAUGAACAAUGGAAUGAGGCGGCCAAUGCACUCGAUUUUGGGCUUGCUUUCCAUACUUCAAGACGACAAUUUGAAACCCGAGCAGAAAAUUGUCAUCGACACAUUGGUGAAAACCAGCACAGUACUUUCAACCUUAAUUAGUGACGCAAUGGAGAUAUCUGCCAAAGAUGACGGGAAAUUCCCCGUAGAAAUGAGGCCCUUUCAGCUUCAUUCAUUGAUCAGAGAGGCCUCUUGUCUCGUGAAAUGCUUUGCCAUUUAUAAGGGCUUCGAUUUUUCCACGGAUGUUCCGACUUCUUUGCCUAAUCAGGUGAUGGGUGACGAGAAGAGAACAUUUCAGGUUAUACUUCAUAUGGUCGGACAUUUGUUCAAUGUCAGUGAUGGAAACGGCUCCGUCAUAUUCAGAGUUGCUUCGGAAAGUGGAACCGAGGAUGGGAAUAAUAAAGUUUGGAAUACGAGAAAACCGAGCUCGAGUGAUGACAAUGUAACAAUAAAAUUCGAAAUCGAAGUCACUAUUGGAGAUUCUCAAUCAGGUACCUCAGUUUCAGUCGUUCCUUCUGGCAGGAAAAGGCAUAACAGCAAAGAUGUGAAGGAGGGCUUGAGCUUCACCAUGUGCAAAAAGCUCGUGCAGUUGAUGCAAGGAAAUAUAUGGGUCUCCUCGAAUUCUCGGGGCCGUGGACAAGGCAUGACGCUGAUUCUAAGAUACCAGAAGCAAUCCUCGAUUAGAAGACGAAUCUUUGAAUAUAGAAAUCCUUCCGAGCCACCGCUUCCAAGCUCAAUGUUCGAAGGCCUUCAAGUUCUUCUAGCCGACGAUGACGGUGUGAAUAGAAUGGUGACUAAAAAGCUGCUCGAGAAGUUACGCUGCCAAGUAUCCACGGUUUCAACGGGUUUCGAAUGCCUAAGCGCCCUAGGCCCCUCGGCAACUUCCUACCAAGUCAUCAUCCUAGACCUUCACAUGCCCGAAAUGGACGGGUUCGAAGUGGCGAUGAGAGUGCGCAAGUUUCGGAGUCGCAACUGGCCGUUGAUCAUAGCCGUGACCGCGAGCUCGGAAGACCAUAUGUGGGAAAGAUGCCUCCAGGUGGGGAUGAAUGGUCUGAUACGAAAACCCGUCCUCCUACAGAGACUUGCGGAAGAACUUCAGAGAGUCCUCCAGCGGGCUGGCAACGAAGUCAUGUGAAAAGCUCGAGAGAGUAACGGCUGCCCGCCCCCCGGAUCUUGAAAAGCUUGAGAAUAAUGGCGGCCCGUGGAUCUUCAUCUCCAUAGACAAUCCUAGCUUGUUCUUGCUAACUGCAUAGUUGGUGAAGUCCUCUGUAUACAUAUAUCUAUAUAUUAUAGGGAAUAGGAUUGCCAUAUCCAGAUGGUCUCUGUAAGGUUUACUUCCCUUAGUGGCAUGGUUCUUUGAAAAAUGGAAAGAGAAAAAAAAAAAAAAAAAAAAGAAACAGAAGAAAUUUGAUAGAAACUAAUUCAUAAAUUGUAACUUUCACAUUGAAAUGCAUUUUGGAAAUGUUGCAGCCAUGACUGUGCUGUGCUAUCUUUUGGUCCUUU
Molecule: messenger RNA, 3517 nt
Organism: Ipomoea nil (Japanese morning glory)
Lineage: Eukaryota; Viridiplantae; Streptophyta; Magnoliopsida; Solanales; Convolvulaceae
Product: protein EIN4
Exons: 2
Coding region: 861-3149 (762 amino acids)
Biological process (GO): phosphorelay signal transduction system; response to ethylene
Cellular component (GO): endoplasmic reticulum membrane; endoplasmic reticulum
Molecular function (GO): ethylene binding; phosphorelay sensor kinase activity; protein binding
Source: RefSeq, a predicted model, not a curated record